This is a messenger RNA of Heterobasidion irregulare TC 32-1, 390 nucleotides long. RefSeq lists its product as uncharacterized. The transcript has 2 exons. Lineage: Eukaryota; Fungi; Basidiomycota; Agaricomycetes; Russulales; Bondarzewiaceae. The coding region runs from base 1 to 390 and encodes 129 amino acids. The record is from RefSeq and is a predicted model, not a curated record.
AUGGCGCUAAUGCCAAAAAGACCUCACAAGCGAAAGUCUAAGGCAGCUGCAUCAGUGAGACUGCCUCCACAGCCGCCUCCUCUUAUAACUCCGGCACCAGUUGCCCCUUUGUUAGGCCACAUUCCUCAUCUUUUAACUCCUUCAGCUUUCUCUCAAGAUACUCGAAUGUAUGGUAAUCCAAAUAUAAAGCUUACCCCGUCACAGCCAUAUGUUGUGCCAUCUCAACAUCAACAUGGCUUCGAUGAUCUCUCUAUUGACCCAGCUUUGCAAGCAGGUGAGCAACAGCUUGCUCCAACCCUGCAUCAAGAUAGGUAUGUCUCACUUGGGUCAUAUUGUUGUGUUGUUUGCUUUGGCUCACAAACCAUCUUCCCACUCAAGCAAUUCUGCUAG